Messenger RNA from Drosophila ficusphila, 7617 nucleotides. RefSeq names its product protein mini spindles (gene msps). The transcript has 16 exons. Gene Ontology annotation, molecular function: microtubule plus end polymerase activity; microtubule plus-end binding. NCBI's taxonomy places the organism in Eukaryota, Metazoa, Arthropoda, Insecta, Diptera, Drosophilidae. Bases 470 to 6742 code for a protein of 2090 amino acids. Gene Ontology annotation, cellular component: microtubule plus-end; kinetochore; centrosome. Gene Ontology annotation, biological process: microtubule polymerization; establishment or maintenance of microtubule cytoskeleton polarity; centrosome duplication. The record is from RefSeq and is a predicted model, not a curated record.
UAUAGUAUUUUAUCUGGCGGUCACACUGACGACGCUGAAGAACUGCAAAAUUAUUAUUUAUUUACCUUGCGCGAGACUGAAGUAAAUUCCGCUGCAUAAAAGUGCGUCGAAGUGCUUAGAACGUAGUUAAAUUGUUGUUUAAUGUUAUUGCACAGAUUGGAGGCCCAAAGAAAAAGCUCGUCGCUGUGUCAAGACGAAUAAGUGUGCGUGCCUCAGUGUUGUGCCGUGUGUGCUUGUUGGUGUGACGCCUGAGAAAAAUCGAAGUUAUUGCAUUACGCAGCCCUUUAGAACCACUGAAACUGGCCAGCUGUCCGCCCCACAGCCCCGCCACUCCCACCCGCUGUACAUCGGCACUUGGAUCCUCAUUCGGAUGAAUGUUGGUUGAGACCACUGAUUGCGCCACAAAACGACACUAAGAGCAAUCCGCUACUCAGAUCGAAUCGAGUAGCGUUUGGAGCACCACACCAGCAUGGCCGAAGAUACCGAGUACAAGAAGCUGCCGGUGGAGGAACGGUGUGUCCACAAGCUAUGGAAGGCCCGUGUCGAUGGCUACGAGGAGGCAGCCAAGAUCUUCCGCGAACUAGACGACGAGAAGUCGCCGGAGUGGUCCAAGUUCGCUGGUCUCAUCAAAAAGAUGGUUGUGGACUCAAAUGCUUUAGCGCAGGAAAAGGGUCUGGAAGCUGCUCUCAUCUUUGUGGAGAACAGCGGCCUCGCUGGACGAACCGUUGGCGAUGUGAUGACCGGCAUCGUUCAGAAGUGCAUUGCCGCGCCCAAAACAAAGACCAAGGAGCUCUCCGUACAGGUGGCACUUAUGUACGUCGAGAUCGAGAAGCAGGAUGCCGUCGUCGAGGAGCUGGUCAAGGGCAUGGAGGCCAAGAACCCCAAGAUUGUGUCCGCCUGUGUGGCAGCCACCACUUUGGCCCUCCGCGAAUUCGGACACAAGGUGAUUGGCGUCAAGCCACUGAUUAAGAAGCUCGCCCCUCUAAUGUCAGACCGAGAUAAAGCAGUUCGAGAUGAGGGCAAGCAGUUGGCCGUGGAGAUCUACCGCUGGAUCGGAGCUGCCAUGAAGGCACAGAUCUCAACAUUACCACAGGUGACACUUAAGGAGCUGGAGGAUGAGUUCGACAAGCUCAAGGGCGAACGUGUGGAGCCCUCCAGAUAUCUCAAAUCUCAGCAAGAGAAGCAGGCUAAGAUUGCGGAUGCAGCAGCUAUCGAAGAUGCCUAUAAUGAAGAGGAUGGCGAGGCUGGAGUAGAGGAGAUCGACCCAAUGGAUCUCAUUGAUCCCGUAGACAUACUUUCAAAGAUGCCCAAGGACUUUUACGACAAGCUGGAGGAGAAAAAGUGGACACUCCGAAAGGAAUCUCUAGAGGCUCUGGAAAAGCUUCUAACCGACCAUCCGAAGCUGGAGAACGGCGAAUAUGGAACACUGGUCAGCGCCCUGAAGAAGGUUAUAACCAAGGACUCCAACGUAGUACUUGUGGCCAUGGCCGGCAAAUGCCUAGCCAUGUUGGCCAAAGGACUAGCAAAGCGGUUCUCCAACUACGCAUCGGCUUGUGUCCCGUCCUUGUUGGAGAAAUUCAAGGAGAAGAAACCCAAUGUUGUGACAGCUCUACGCGAGGCCAUCGAUGCCGUUUACUCCUCCACCUCACUGGAGUCCCAGCAAGAAUCCGUCGUGGAGUCACUAGCCAACAAAAAUCCUAGUGUUAAAUCCGAAACGGCACUGUUUUUGGCCCGUGCCCUGACCCGAACACAACCGACUGCGAUUAACAAGAAGUUGCUUAAGCUUUUGACCACCAGCCUGGUGAAGACGCUCAAUGAACCAGAUCCCACAGUUCGUGACAGCAGCGCCGAAGCUUUGGGCACCCUAAUGAAGCUGAUGGGAGAAAAGGCGGUGUCUCCGCUGCUUGCCGACGUUGAUCCACUCAAGAUGGCCAAGAUCAAAGAGUGUCACGACAAGGCGGAGAUCAAAAUAAAGGUGGCUGGUCCAAAGAAGGAGGCGCGACCAGCAUCAGCUCCGGCUGCAAAAGCCGCUGCUCCUGCUAAAACGGCUGGCAGUGUGGAGCCUAAGCCUGUGACCCGACCUGCGACCACAGGAGCACGCAAGGUCCUCAAAAAACCCACUGCUGGUGCUGCGGGAGGAGCUGCAACUGCCCCAGCUGCAGCCUCCAAAGCGAGUGGCAAAGCUCUUGCCACGGAACGCGAAUUAACACCCGAGGACUUGCAGGAGAAGGCUGAGGAGAUAUUGCCAGCCGAAAUACUUAACGGAUUAGUAGACUCCAACUGGAAAAAUCGUCUUGCCGCUGUGGAGCAGCUCCUGGGCGAAAUUACCGGCUUCGAUGCAAAACAGGCGGGCAUUUCACAAAUCCUGAUCCGCACAAUCAGCGGGCGCAAGCCCGGCCUCAAGGAAAUGAACUUCCAAGUACUCAAGUUCAAACUGGACAUUAUCCGCAGUGUGGCCGAAAAUUAUCCGCUGACCACGACAACCGUAGACUUAGUGAUCAAUGAGAUUACUGAGAAGCUGGCUGAUGCCAAGAAUGGAUCCGCAGCUGCGGAUGUUCUUUCCGCAUUUGCUGAAGCCACGAAACUAGAGUAUGUCGUGGGCAAAGUGCUCAACUUUGCCUUCGAGCAAAAGUCGCCCAAAGUUCAGUCAGAGUCCUUCAAUUGGGUGGGCAAAUCCAUCACAGAGUUCGGUUUCCAACUGCAGCCGAAGACUUUAAUCGAAGACGUGCGCAAAGGCGUGCAGAGCACAAAUCCAACGGUUCGUGCCGCUGCCAUUCAGCUUGUGGGUACCAUGUCCAUGUACAUGGGCAAUGCGCUCAUGAUGUUCUUCGACAGUGAGAAGCCCGCUCUGAAAUCGCAGAUCCAGGUGGAGUUUGACAAGAACGUCGGCGAGAAACCGCCAAAGCCUGUAAGGGGAGUCCUGCGAAACUCGGGCGGAGCAGCCAGCAGUUCCGCGGACAAUGAGGACGACGAUGGAGCUGCUGCAGAAGAGGAGCCCAUUAACAUGGCUGAUCUCUUGCCACGCGUCGACAUUUCGUCACAGAUUACGGAGGCCCUGUUGAAGGAGAUGUCGGACAAGGACUGGAAGACUCGCAACGAGGGAUUGACUAAGCUGCAGGUUAUCAUAUCGGAGGCCCGGCUCAUCAAACCUAGCAUUGGCGAUUUGGCUCCAGCUCUGGCGCACCGCCUGGUCGAUUCCAAUGCAAAGAUUGCCCAGACGACCUUGGCCAUCUGCGAACAGCUCGCCACAGCAAUGGGCGCUGGUUGUCGAAAUCAUGUGCGCACCCUGUUCCCUGGAUUCCUACACGCUUUGGGGGAUAACAAGAGUUUCGUGCGGGCCGCCGCACUUAACUGCAUCAACAGUUUCGGUGAGAAGGGCGGCUACAAGGAGUUUUUCGAAAGCGAAAUGAUAGCCGAUGCCCUCAAGGGCGGAUCUCCGGCCCUAAAGACCGAGCUUUGGGCCUGGCUGGCGGAUAAGCUGCCAGGUCUUCCCCCUAAGUCGAUUUCCAAGGAGGAUCUCCAUUCAAUGGUGCCGCACCUGUACGCUCACAUCUGUGAUCGUAAUGCGGAUGUGCGGAAGAACGCCAACGAGGCCGUGCUUGGCAUAAUGAUCCAUCUUGGAUUUGAAGCCAUGAACCGUGCCCUGGACAAGCAAAAACCUGCUUCCAAGAAGGACAUAUUUGCAGCUUUGGAGAAGGCACGCCCCAAUCUCCCGGUAAAACCGCUUCCCAAGGGCAAACAGCAGGCUCCAAUACCAGAGGAGCCUAAGGCAAAGACAGUACGAGGCGGUGGUGCCGGCGGAGCAGCUGGCGUCCAGAAAACUGCCUCUGCCCGGGCAGCCGGUGGUCAGGACAAGUUGCCGGCACCGACGCGCAAGAAGGACGAGGAUGUCGACACUUCGCCGCUGCUGACCGUUAACAACUCCAAGAACCAGCGACUGCUGGACGAACAGAAAAUGAAGGUACUCAAGUGGACCUUCGUAACGCCGCGAGAGGAGUUUACCGAGCUUCUUCGUGACCAGAUGAUGACGGCCAAUGUAAACAAGGCGCUAAUAGCCAACAUGUUUCACGACGAUUUUCGCUAUCACUUGAAAGUAAUCGAGCAACUGAGCGAAGAUCUUUCUGGAAACAGUAAGGCGCUAGUGUGCAAUCUGGACCUAAUACUCAAGUGGCUGACUCUGCGUUUCUAUGAUACGAACCCUUCUGUCUUGAUUAAGGGUCUUGAAUAUCUAGUGCAGGUCUUCCAGAUGCUUAUUGAUCAGGAAUACAUUCUGGCCGAGAACGAGGGCAGCUGCUUUGUGCCCCAUCUGCUUUUGAAGAUCGGAGACCCCAAGGAUGCCGUUCGCAAUGGCGUUCGUCGUGUGCUGCGGCAAGUUAUCCUGGUUUUCCCCUUCGUCAAGGUCUUUGCCUACGUAAUGGAAGGUCUCAAAUCAAAGAAUGCCCGCCAGCGUACCGAGUGCCUGGAUGAGCUUUCCUUCCUAAUUGAAACCUACGGCAUGAAUAUCUGCCCUCAGGCGUCGAUCCGCGAAAUUGCUCGCCAGAUUUCCGACCGAGAUAAUUCCGUGCGUAACGCAGCCCUCAACUGCAUCGUCCAGGUCUUCUUCUUGUCCGGCGAGAAGACAUAUAAGAUGAUUGGUAAUCUCAAUGAGAAGGACUUGUCCAUGCUGGACGAGCGCAUCAAGCGGGCCAAGAAGACUAAGAAGCCGACUCCUCCGGCCUCUGUCGACAUGCCCGCCAGUGGCAGGCCACCAACUCAGCGACAUGACAGCAUCGAGAUCGAAGACGCAGAGGUGGGCAACGGCUGCGACGAACUACCGCCACCGGAUGAGGAAGGUUUGCAGCGGGAGUUAAAUGCGCGUGGGCAGAGCAACCUGACGGAGCGGAGUGCCACGAAUGUGGUUGCCUACUUGAACUCCCUGACUCGACAGGCAACCUUCGAUCAGGCGCCUUCGUCGCAGCUGCUCCUUCUCCAGCAGCAAUUGGCUCAGCUGCAGCAGCAGGCCCAGCAACAGAAGCCCAGUGGUCCAUUUGGUCUGGACUUGCAGGUAAUAAGCGAGAUCGAAAAAGACUGGGUCCGGGUGGACCAAAUGGAACAGAAGCCGCUCCUGAAUGUGGACAUCUCUUCGUUGGACGAACCCAUUAAGGUGAGGCCCACGCGUGCGGGCGUUCACUAUCCGCAGGAAAAGUUCGAUCGCCUGAUUUCGCGCCAGCACUAUAUGCAGCAGAAUCUGACCACAUCACCGUCGUCCACCGGUGGCAUGACCAGCGGCAUCUCGCCCUAUCGUAGCCCCCUGCGUAUGCAGCACCAGCUGCCACCGCAGCAACUGGAGAACAAUAUACCAAAUUUGGCGGAUGUUCUUCCCAAGCACGACCCGCAGCUGGUCAAGGUGAUUAAGGGUGUGAGCAGCACGGACACGCUUAAGGCUCGUGCCUCCAUCAACGAGCUGGCCGCCAUUAUCGAUUCUCCUGAGAAGCAGGCUGUGCUGCGUGACUACGAGGAAAUCUUUAUCCAAAAUGUGCUGGCACAAUUUAAGAAUCUCUCACAGAUGCCAUCGGCUCAGUCCGUGGUUGUUUACCAGCCGUUAUUAUCUAUUCUUUAUACAUUUUUCCAUGCCAACAUUCUGGGCAAAACGCUGAGCGUGGCCUGCAUCAAAAAUCUCAUGUCGUCUCUGCUGAACUUAAUGGCCGAUCCGAAAUUGGCCGUGGGUGAUGAUAGUCAGUAUAACAAGGUUAUAAAUGGCAUAUGUCUCAAGGUGUUGGAUAAGGUCGAUUUUACGAAUUUAAAUUGUGCUUUGAUACGUCUGCUGCGCGAGACUUGUCCGGAGGCCAAGCUGCCCAAGUUUACAGAUCUGCUGAUGAAGUGCAUCUGGCGCAACGUAAAGAUGAUGGCAGAGCGUAGCAACGAGCUGAACUACGAUGCGGUUAUUCUUGAGGUGCAUGAGUUUAUGCUGGCCUUGCCAAGCACUUGGUGGCAAAACCGACCAUCGGACACUCCAAUGCGCACGGUCAAGACAAUUCUGCAUAACAUGGCCAAGCAUAAAGGCAAUGCCAUUCUGCAGCAUCUCAACCAGAUUCCAACACACUCAGAACUUCACACGUAUUUGAUACGCAUCCUCAAGAAUUUCCAAAAGGAGGGCACUGCUACAGGCGUUGGAGCAUCGCCGCAGAGAGCCAAGGAAAUCGCCUCAAAGCGUAUUUCCCAUCAAACACAUGACACAGUAUCGCAAAUCUUUAAGCUGAUCUCGGAUAGAGAUACCAAGCAGCAAGGUCUGCAGAAGCUUUACGAUUUCAAGCAACAAAAUCCUGAUAUCGACCUGAGUACCUUCCUUCAAGGCUCCAGUGCCACGUUCCACAAGUACAUUGAGGAGGGUCUGGCCGAGAUUGAACGCAACCAGAAUGCCGGCUCUACACAGGCGCCGGAUAAUCGCACGGCUGCUACUCGUUCUUAUCUCACAGAUGUCAACUACCAGAACACCGGGCACGACGCUGACUUCUGGAUGGACCGACUGCAGUAUCACCUGUCUGGCGGAGGCGUGGCCGGUAAACUGGCCUCCGCCCGAUCAGCAGAUGAUGGUUCCCACAUGCUGGACAACAAGGUUGUUGACGAGAAUCUCUGCCUGAACGGGAUGAACUCACAGAAGGCCUCGAUCAUAAAGCGAGAUAAGCGAGACAUGUCACCUAAUCGCUUGCAGCAUCUCCAGGCAAAGCUGGCCCAGAUUAAGAAGGAGAAUCAUGCCCAAUAAGCUGUGCGCUUCCUGUAGCUGACAAUCUUAAGCUAUAAACAGCGGCAGCUAGAAAUUAUAUAAAACAAAGACACUGAAACAAACACUGAACGAGCCAGUCCUCGUAAACUACAUGAAUCAUUUAUUAUUUAACAUAGUUGUAUGCUUACAAAUCGGCACAUAUAUAUAUUCACGGUAAUAAUGUGUAGCAACAGGAGCAGCAGCGAGUGUCGAAAGCAGGUUAACAACAGUAACAAUAAUUAACAGAUUACACUAUAACUACGUCUCCUCCAACUAUGUAUUGUACUUGUACUAAUAACAAUUGAUCGGUCUAUGUAUUAGCACUGAGUUGUGUUCCGUAUGCGAUUCAAUAAGAUUCGAUUGGCUAAGUUGAGAUAAAAGUGGCGACUGUGACUGAGACCGGGUUCCAUUAGACAGCUUGUUAGUUUUCGCCUACGCUAUUUUGUUUAAAUUAUCAGUAAAAGCAGUAGCAUGUUAAAGGUUUGAGUACACUUAAAAGGUCAUUGUUUUGCAUUGCGCGCCCACUAGGAUCGAUUCUUGUUAUUACGUCUGGUUAUGUUUUCUACACUCUCAACACGCCUCAAAUUGUUUCAAGCCAAGCGUUGGGCUCACGCGGUGCGCGCUAAAACUCUAAUUUAUACUCGUAUUAGCUAACCAUAGUUUUUACCAAUUAGCAGUUACCCCUUAACCAUUGUUUAGUUUAAGACCCAUUCAGUUUUACCCGCACACAAACAACCACACACAUACACACACUGAUUUCGAUGCCGAAAGCACGCAUUACACGCAGGAUAACACACGGUAGACACGCAGCGUAUUUUUGUAACAUCCUCAUGAACUAUAUGCGAAAAUAAAUGUUAUAUUUAUAAAUCAACUAA